AUGGCUUCGGCUGCAGCACUCGUCCUCAAGCUCACCUUCGUGUUACUGCUACUCUGGUUGCCGUCGGCGGCUCAACCAGGUUUCCUUAGUCUGGAUUGUGGCGGGGAGACUGGGGAGUACAUGGAUGGAGUUGGAAUCCACUGGACUUCCGACUCCAACUUUGUCUCCGGUGGCCAGACAGCGACCUUACCAGGCCAUCAACUUCAGAAGCAGUACAGGACUGUACGAUACUUCCCGCCGGACAAGAGGAAGUAUUGCUAUACUAUUGAUGCAAGGGAGCGGACAAGAUACUUAGUGAGGGCUAGUUUUCUAUAUGGUGACUUCGAUCACAGCCCUGUCUACCCUAAGUUCGAUCUCUCCCUUGGGUCCACUCACUGGUCCACGGUUGUGAUUUACGAUGCGAGCUCCGUCGUAGUUGAAGAGGCUAUUGUACUAGCUCCUACUCCCGAGUUGCGCAUCUGCCUCUCAGAAGCUACCACGGGCCAACCUUUCAUUUCUACGCUAGAGGUUCGAAUGCUUGGUGGCUCAGCUUACUCCACACCAUACGAGGCACAGUUUUUCCUGAGUCUAUUUGCAAGAAUCAACUUCGGGGCAGAAAACAAUCAAUCAAUCAGGUAUCCUGAUGACCCAUUUGAUAGAAUAUGGGAAUCUGAUUUGGGGAGGAGUGAUCUUUCUGAUGUUGCUGGUGGGACGAAAAGAAUAUCUACUUCGAAGUCAAUUUUUGUUGGUACUCAGGAAGAACCUCCUGAAAAGGUGAUGCAAACUGCAGUAGUUGGUCAAAGGGGAUAUUUGUCCUAUUGGCUUGCCAUGGAGACAUUCUCAGUAAAUGCAUGGGCAGCAACGUAUUUUGCAGAAAUCGAAGACCUAGCUCCAAACGAGACCAGAAACUUUACGUCACAUAUUUCAGGCUGGCCAGGAUUCAAUGAUUUAGCCAUUGACAUAGCGGCGACUACACAUGGAAAGUAUCGGGUAUAUGAAGCAAGCUACAGCAACCUCUCUUCUCUGGUUUUCUCUUUUGAGUUAGAGAAGGCGAAGAAUUCUUCAAGGGGACCCAUCUUAAAUGCCAUCGAGAUCUACAACUAUAUUCAAAUUACUCAGGAUGGGACAGGUGGCAGGCAGCCACGAAGGCGAGUAAUAGUAAUUGCUGCUUGUACCGUGGCUGGAGCUAUUUUGCUACUUGGUGCUAUUGGAUGCUGCCUGUUCUUUACGCGGAAGAAGAAACCCUCAGAUGGUGCGUGUCCAUUACCGAGUAUUUUGCAGCCACUUUUAGCGGAGCUAGGCUUGAACGGAUCAGCUACAGCAAGAUUUACCUUAUCGGAUAUUGAAGAUGCCACCAACAACUUUGAGAGAAUACUAGGGUCUGGUGGGUCUGCCAAAGUGUACCAUGGAAAGCUAAGAGAUGGGCGAGAGAUCGCAGCCAAAGUUCUGAUAAGCAACUCCGAUAAGAGCAUCAAGGAUUUUUUGAAUGAGAUAGCUUUGCUUUCCAGAAUACAUCACAGGCAAUUAGUGAAUUUCCUUGGUUACAGUCAGAAAAAGGGAAAGAGAAUUCUUGUAUACGAGUUCAUGGAGAACGGGACGCUAGAACAGCAUAUUCGUGGUGGACCUGAUGAUGUGAAAAUAACUAGUUGGUUACAACGUCUCCAGAUAGCAGAAGAUGUUGCAAAAGGUAUAGAGUAUCUCCAUACAGGAUGUAUCCCAGCCAUCAUUCACAGAGAUAUCAAGACAAGUAACAUUCUCCUCGACAAUAGCAUGAGAGGAAAAAUUUCAGAUUUUGGCAUAUCAAAGGCUAUGAUUGAUGGAGCUCCUAAGUCGGGACGCGGAGCUCCUGGGACAGUUGGCUAUGUCGAUCCAGAGUACGCUAGUUAUGGGAAGCCAAAUGAAAAGAUCGACAUCUAUAGUUUUGGCGUCGUUAUACUCGAGCUUAUCUCAGGCGAAAAGCCAAUCCCCGGUGAAAACUCGAGGCUCAGUGGUCAUGGUAACAUAGUCUUGUGGGCAAGAUCACAUAUGCAGAGCGGAACCAUUGAUUUAAUCAUAGAUGGAUCUUUAGAUAUUGGGUAUAACCCACAAUCACUGCAAAAGAUGGCCAACCUGGCUAUGAGGAGCGUGGAGCCAGAGGGCGCGCAGAGGCCAUCCAUAUGUGAGGUACUCAGGGAGAUCCAAGAUGCGAUUCGGCUCGAGGUGCAGUUAGAGGCGCCCAACAUGGAGGCAGUUGACACAGAAAUUGUGGAGUUGGAGCAUGUCCCUGAUAAUUGCCAAAUUUUCAAGGACAUGAUCAACCCUGCGAAUCGCAGAUAA
Molecule: messenger RNA, 2295 nt
Organism: Lolium rigidum
Lineage: Eukaryota; Viridiplantae; Streptophyta; Magnoliopsida; Poales; Poaceae
Product: probable LRR receptor-like serine/threonine-protein kinase At1g67720
Exons: 10
Coding region: 1-2295 (764 amino acids)
Biological process (GO): protein phosphorylation
Molecular function (GO): protein kinase activity; ATP binding
Source: RefSeq, a predicted model, not a curated record